CACGAGUCGCUAGGGGAACAACGGCCAACUGUGUCAGUGCCCCGCCGUAACAAAGUUAGGGCAGCAUUACCGUGGGGAUGUCCUGGUACCCCACCGGUAUUGUUCACGAGUUCGCCAUUGUAUCGCCCCCUCCGCCAUCCAUCGCUUGGCACGGUUAGUGCACAUCGUGGAUUAGGAGCUCGGAUAGUCCAUUAGCGUUACCCAGGCUGCAUUGCGAGGAAGUGAACUACGCUACAGCCCGUCUGGAGUGGUAAAGCUUGUAAACUGCGCUUUUGACAGGAUGUCGAUAACAGUGGUGCCAAUGAUAGCAAUUCUUUUAAUAGUAUAACAUAUUGAAAUUAUGAACAGUAUUAUAAAUAGUUGCGUUUAUCGACCACAGAUCGAAUUGUGGUCCAUACUUAUAUUAAUAAAAAUAAUAAAAUUGAAUUCGUGCACUAACUAUUUUCAAGGGUAAAUCAUGCCUCAUAUAUGUAUGUAAAUAUACAAAAACAUGAGUCAACGUUUCGAUCAGAAUUAUUGCGCUUCAUCAACAUCUACAGUCAUCUGUUUAUCUGUGAAACAUUUCGGGAAAUCCGACGCGAAUCGUAUAAUUACCUCCACGGUGAAUAUAACUCUGUCCCUUCAUACUUCAUCUCCCCUCAAAUUAAUCACCGACUCGCAGCGCUCCAACCGGUGGCUCAGCUAGUGCAGCACUAAGUGAAGAAACUCGAACAGACCGCUCUUUUAUUUGCCUGUCCCAACAACUGUGUUUACAACUUUGUGGUUUUUAUCAACGGUUCGGUGCGUGUUAUCAGUGCUCUCGGGAGGACGAAUGACCGUAGACCGGUGGAAACAAACGGUUGACAGCCAGAUUUUAUUGCUAGAACCGGUCUAUCACAAUCCCUGGAUCCGGUGGUAGUGUGCAAACGUGUCAAGCGAAAUCGAUCUCACUCUGUUGAUGAUGUGUGAUUUGGCUUCGUCUUAAUCAAUCGAACACAUAGUGUGACAAAGUGAAAAAAGUCAUUGCAUCGCCGGUAAAUGGAAGUAUUGUCCUAACAUAACAUCACACGCCUUAGGGACCUCGCCUACCUGAAUCAAUCCCGCUAAUCUUGAUAGAAGGAGAAAAAAAACUUGGGCGCGUUGCAUCAUAUUUUCGUACGCAGAAAUUUGCUCAGUGUGGGCAAAUGCGAUGAUAAGCGCGCGACCCAGUCGGUGUGUUUUGUUUGGUGCAUCAACCUAGUCAAAUAAAGAUUUUGACUGCAAAAUGCACGGAAUGCACGACAAAGUUCCGGCAUCCGAUGAGGCGAAGUUUAAUACACGAACGCAUCAGUAUGAGUUGAACAGGUCCAAACUGGAAGCUGAUGAGGAGGAAAUUAUAGAUGUGUGCGGAUGGACGGAGCCGAACAGGGUCGAUCAGCUCCUACACCAGGUACCGUCGGAGAUACAUCAUGACAUCAGAAGGAAUAAAAGGAAAGAUGAAGACGAACGGAAUAAUUAUCAUUGGAAGCUGCCCAACUAUAGUGAGUAUGAGAAAGAACAAUAUAUAUGCCGACAACCAAUAGCGAAGAUAUACUACGAUAAUAUCGAUAAAGUGUCUAUGAAUAGCAGUUACAAUGACGACGAUGAAACCAGAUUGAUUGUUGAUUGGAAAGCGCCCAACAACAGCGGUAUGAGGGGCCUCCAUAACACUGGCGUCAGUGAGAACGAUGGAAACGAACAUAUCUCGCGAGGACCUCUGACGAUGAGUCGAGACAAGCAAACGCUAACUGACCAGUUGACAGAAUUGAAAGACAAGCUUUCAUCGAGCCCAACUACGCCGAACGAGAAGCACUAUCAACAGUAUUCUAAAAUGGAAGGAGUAAGGCCAAAGUAUAGUGAAUACCAUCGGUUUCGUGAAAGGAGUAACCCAACUACGGCACGGCAGAUCGGCUGCAAUGGAGUUUCAGAUGCUGUCACGAUGCUACCAUCAACUGGAAGUAGAACAAGAUCGUCUGCUUUUACACCGUAUAUGAGAGAUCCAUCGUUAUACCAGCAGCCAUCCAACAGCAGUGCAACAGCAUUUCCUACCACCUGGGAUAUGCAGGACACCCCACUACAAUUCGGAUUUGGUACGCCGCUGAAAGGUGCCAACAGUCCGCGUCAGCAACCGAUAGAUCUCUCGAGGACCUCAACGCUGAAUAAUUACCCCACAACGAAAUACUCACCGCAGAAAUGCCAUCGCGCACAAGUACCAUAUUCGAUAAAGGUUCCCCAACCACCAAAGCCACCCGCAGCGGCAAUCCGUCCGACACCCGUACCGGUGGUAUACCAUCCGUCCAUUUCUCAGGUUUUCAGGGUGACCAACCUCGGCGCGAAACUUCGAAUGACAACUAGUGCCGCUGCUGAGAAGCGCUACACCCAGUACUUGCCGAGGUUGUUCAACCAACCUGACUCACCAACGAAAAAACGCCGUUCCGAAAGAACGUCUGAGAAGUUAACGGCCCCGGAAACCGGAAGCGGACAACUACCGGUCAAGAAACUGAGGUUCAUCGGAGCUCCGCUCAUUGCGCACCAUGCAUGGUCACAUCGAAUGGAAAAGCAACCGACUGCCAUACGAAUUCCACCGAACAUAUCUCAAACCUCAGAUGGGACUACACGAAUUGAGGAACAACUGGGAGCUUACGAGACAAUCGAUGGGCGUGAGACGCGACUGAAUGAAGCAAACGUGGAAGUCUCAGUGACCAGCGGAAAUAUUGAAACGCGUCGAACAAACUCACAAAUACAAGUAAUUUCACACCUAGACGAACUGACCAUUUCGGUUGGAGAACACAGCGAAACAAGUGGCAAUACUGGGGAUCAGUUAACGAUUCCUCAGCCUCAAAAAGUGAAUGAAGAGGCGUUCCCAAAGCAAAACAGCGGUACUCACAAUAAAAAUCCAUCCGCCGAAGCAUCAUUCACAGAUCCUAGCAAACAGUUUACGACCAUGACUAAAACACCUCAAGGUCCAAAGAUGCAAGAAUCCAUUGAACAAAAUCGAGAAACAUCAGCACCUGUAGUAUCCAAUAGUAAUUUAUUGCCUCAAAUACAACGGUUCGAUAGUUAUACCAGAGAACAUCUGGCAACACAGCAGCGUGCGAAUAGAGAUCCAGUGAAGUCACUAAAUCACCAGUUACGGGGUCCCAAAAUUGUCAGAUAUAUCAAACUGAAAUCAUCACAGAAUGCUCCGGAAGAAUUCGAAGACCAUCGGAGAGCACAGAAGGGCCUAAAUGAGGGGUCGGCCAGUUCCACGGGUCAGAAAUUGCACGAAAAUAGUCGACCCAGAAUAAUACAAACAGAAGAAGUAGCACAGUUUUUCCGGUUUAUCCAAAACACUCUACGAGAAGCGAAGAAUAACAAUGCACCCGAUUCAACGCGUGAACUGAUAUCAGAACUACAACAAUUCCAUUGUUAUGCACAAGGAAAGCAGCGAAAAGACCCUAGUAAUAGUGAGAUCACUUCAACGAAUCAUCCGAUGCAAGGCAUCACGACUCAGCACUCUGCCAUGAAUAGAAUAUUUAAGCCGAAGCAGCAAACCCUUUGGAAAUAUUUAAAAACAGCAGCAGCUGAGGGGUCUCAAUAUAAUAAUCCGAUGGUAGUGAGUUCAGUCAUACCGAAGCAACACAGAUUCGGUAGUAGUCCCACCAAGCCUCUCUCAAAAGAAAUUUCAAAUAAAACAAUAGACGAACUAGAAGUGUUCUUGAACUUGGUACAAAAUAAACUGGAAGUGAGAGCCCUGACUAAAAAUCAAGCUACCUCAGUGAACCAUCAAUUGCACGAAUUACCGCAUAUAUCAAUAUCUGAUAUAUACGGAUUCUUUUGGCAUCUUCGACAAAAGGUUUAUCCAAACACGCAUAGAGAACCGAAUGAACUUCAACCGGAUCGGACAAACCCUACAAAUCGCUCGGUACGAAAUCCAGUCGACUCAACGAGCCAACAGUUGCAGAACAUACCUUCAAGACAGGCCACAGCUAUUAACAAUCGAUUAAUGGACCCACCUGAGAACACUAAAGCAAAAAAGGCGAUAUCGAUGCCUACAAUCGAAUAUGUGACAUCUGCCAUCUCGGAUGAUUGCGGAGAUCGGAGUCCAGUGAACGAAGAAGAGAAGCAGUUGGCUGCAGCAGUUCUACAGGAAUUACCUGAAAUUAAUGAUAAGUUCCGUCAUCCGUCGACUUCUCACGAAGUACCGAUCAUCGCACAGGUACAUAAUGGAACUCUGAAAAUACCAGUAGCCAAAGAUAUCUCAUCAUUAGAAACACAAGACGUGGUUUCCGUGGCCCAGAGGCAUUCCCCGUCGCGUGAGCGUAUACUCCGGAGACUUUCCGCAUCCGAGAAACUGCAUGUUGCUUCGGUACUGAUUCGGAUGAUGCCCGACCGUAUGAUCAGCAGCAUGUCCGAUGAGCAAAUGCAGCGACUGUACAAAAUCGCUCAAAUAACGCUGGACGAUCCCAGCAUAAAUCGCCGGAACAAACGAUUCACCGGUCCUCCUCCUACCGGUCUCCUUCCGAGUGGACCAAUGCACCGGGAGCGCGACAAACUAUUCCCGUUAGGAGAAAUCCCGUCGCCCACCUUUCCGAAUGGAGAGCAUUUCAAGUAUGAGAUCGAUUCAUUUUUCCUACUCCGGAAGACCCAGAUUUUUUCCGUUCUGGAACAUUUCAAUCACAAACUGAUCAACAAACUCGAGUUGAUCGAUCAAAUGGAGCAACUUCAAAUCAACCCCAAACGCGACUACAAGGCGAUAGCGCGAAGCAUGAUGCAGCGUUACAAUUACGUACCGUCAAACCAUAAGGGCGCACCAAACUACCGGUUUGUGGUGCCACCGCAAGGAAUCGCCGAUUACUUCAAGAUGCUCCGAGGACUCAAGCCAAACAUUUCCGACGAAGUCUACAGAAUCUAUCAGAUGGCGAUCGAUGGACUGUUGGAACAGUACCGUGGCUCGAUAACGAACUUUCUCGCUUGGAAUUUGAAGCGAAGAAAUGAGCCCGAGAGGCUCGAACCUAGGAGAACGGAAGUCCCGAUUGAACAACUUUGAUUGGUGAUAGAAAUCAGAAUUGACAUUUGCAGGUCAUCUUGCUAGUGAUUGGUACCCGAGAGAAUCCUAUUAAAUAGCUUUUUCAGUAGUGAAACAUUGCAUGUGAUAUGACGCUUAGUGAUGAUAAUUAGCUUAAUGAUUAAGAUGUGUAAAGACAAGCAAUCAGGUAUUUUAAUUGUCUUAGACUAUAAUUCAAAUACCAUUUAGACUAAAUGUGUCUAUUAUACAUUGAA
Molecule: messenger RNA, 5259 nt
Organism: Toxorhynchites rutilus septentrionalis
Lineage: Eukaryota; Metazoa; Arthropoda; Insecta; Diptera; Culicidae
Exons: 3
Coding region: 1244-5026 (1260 amino acids)
Source: RefSeq, a predicted model, not a curated record